Messenger RNA from Pocillopora meandrina, 769 nucleotides. NCBI's taxonomy places the organism in Eukaryota, Metazoa, Cnidaria, Anthozoa, Scleractinia, Pocilloporidae. The record is from the annotation of a GenBank genome assembly.
AUGAAGUCAACAAAUAUGAAGGCCGUGGUGCAAAAUUGUAUUGAGGCCAUCAACGAAUGCAAAAGAGAAAAAAGUGAUUUUCACUCGCAUUUAUCGAAGUCGUUUGGAACUGGUUUGAAUCUGACCAAUUUGAAUUUGCAAAACAAUAGUGUUAGUGAUGUGGGUGCUAAAUGUAUUGCUGAGGCAAUCAAAGUGAACAAGACGCUAACCAAUUUGGAUUUGCGAAGUAAUGGUAUUAGUGCUGCGGGUGCUACAUGUAUUGCUGAGGCAAUCAAAGUGAACAAGACGCUAACCAAUUUGUAUUUGUCUUGGAAUCGUAUUAGUGAUGCGGGUGCUACAUGUAUUGCUGAGGCAAUCAAAGUGAACAAGACGCUAACCAAUUUGGAUUUGCGUUACAAUGGUAUUAGUGCUGCGGGUGCUACAUGUAUUGCUGAGGCAAUCAAAGUGAACAAGACGCUAACCAAUUUGGAUUUGUCUGACAAUGUUAUGUGCUGCGGGUGCUACAUGUAUUGCUGAGGCAAUCAAAGUGAACAAGACGCUAACCAAUUUGGAUUUGUCUGGGAAUGAUGUUAGUGCUGCGGGUGCUACAUGUAUUGCUGAGGCAAUCAAAGUGAACAAGACGCUAACCAAUUUGGAUUUGUCUAGGAAUCGUAUUAGUGAUGCGGGUGCUACAUGUAUUGCUGAGGCAAUCAAAGUGAACAAGACGCUAACCAAUUUGGAUUUGUCUGGGAAUCGUAUUAGUGAUGCGGGUGCUACAUGUAUUGCUGAG